GAGUAUGUGUUUAACUUUAUUUCAAGAUAUUUCAUUCUUACAGAAAAGUUGCAAGAAUAGUACACAGGAUUUCUCUAUACUCAAUUCCCCAUUUGUUAACAUUUUACCAUAUUUGCCUUAUUAUCAUUCCUUCUGUGUGUGUUUACACAUUAUUAUUGCUAUUACUUCUGUAUUUUUAAUUAGUGAAAUCUGAAUUGUAAAAUUCUUUAAUGAACUAUGGACUUAUUUUUUUUAAAUACCUAGAGGAACUCAAAUUAGGCUAGAAGUUUAUUAAUUCCCCCUAUUUCUACCUGUUGCAUUAAGGUAAAUCAUGCUUUGCAAGUGUGUGAAAGGUUAUCGUUAGAUCUCGAGGUGACGUUUUGAUAAGCCUGUAGCUUGCAGUCCUAUAAGGAAAGCAUUUCUGAAAACCAAGGAAGGCUUCAGCUGAGGCCCACACACAGUCCUAAACUGUCUGGAUUUGUGAAGUUAGCGUUCGAUGUUGUAUGGGGACUGUCACAACUGUUUGCAGCCAGUUUGUGGUCCUCUUGGACAGUGUCCUUUGACAACUGGGCUUGGUGUUGACUGAGUUGGUGGCCUCAGCCUGACAUACCUUCCUGUCCUUUAGUUUCAGAACUAAAGAGAGCAGGCCAGAGGUCCUAGGCUUUCGAGGGACUUCUGUAUUUCAAGUAUCCUAUGGUGACUUGUUCGUGACACAGACCAUUUUUUAAAUGACCUCUAAUUUCAGCAGUGGUUUCGUUUAACAUACGUUGGAGCCUGCGUAUCUGGUUUUUUUGCAGUCAUGAAAUCAAAACCUCUUCUUCAGGUGGUUUAAGUAACCCAGUUUAAGCAUGAAGUGAGUCAAACAAACAGGGUGCCACCUUAACAGAGACAUUUGUUGGUGUUAAGGGAUGUGGAUAUGACUUACAUAACCUCUCAUAGGGCGUUUCCAAAACCAUAUAAGGAAGCUGGAAAUAGUCACCUCUCCUUUGUAAUGUCAAACAUGAACUCACCAGUGAGACUGGGGCUUGUGUCCUCAAAGAAAGCAUGAAGAAACAACCACCAGACAGUCUUGGGAGGAGAAGGCACCAGGCAUUUGUUCAGGGGGUGGAUGCAGCCCUCACAGCGGCCUUGGGACACAAGUAUCAUCCCUUCAAGCUUGAAGCUCCCACACCCCCAGGGCCACUGGGUUGCACUGUGUGAAUGGUACCCCAUUCACACCUAAGUGACAGCUAUAUUGUGCGUGUCAAGGCUGUGGUUAUGACCAGAGAUGACUCCAGCGGGGGAUGGUUCCCACAGGAAGGAGGCGGGAUCAGUCGCGUGGGGGUCUGUAAGGUCAUGCACCCCGAAGGCAAUGGACGAAGCGGCUUUCUCAUCCAUGGUGAACGACAGAAAGACAAACUGGUGGUAUUGGAAUGCUAUGUAAGAAAGGACUUGGUCUACACCAAAGCCAACCCAACCUUUCAUCAUUGGAAGGUCGACAAUAGGAAGUUUGGACUUACUUUCCAAAGCCCUGCUGAUGCGCGAGCCUUUGACAGGGGAGUGAGGAAAGCAAUCGAAGACCUUAUAGAAGGCUCAACAACAUCAUCUUCCACCAUCCAUAAUGAAGCCGAGCUUGGUGAUGAUGACGUUUUUACAACAGCUACAGAUAGUUCUUCUAAUUCCUCUCAGAAGAGGGAACAACCUACCCGGACAAUCUCCUCUCCCACAUCCUGUGAGCACCGGCGGAUUUACACCCUGGGCCACCUCCACGACCCGUACCCCGCGGACCACUAUCACCUCGAACAGCCGAUGCCAAGGCCCUACCGCCAGGUGAGCUUCCCAGACGACGAGGAGGAGAUCGUGCGCAUUAACCCCCGGGAGAAGAUCUGGAUGACGGGAUACGAGGAUUACCGGCACGCGCCCGUGAGGGGCAAGUACCUGGACACCUCGGAGGACGUGGACUCCUACGUGCGCUUCGCCAAAGGCGAGGUCCCCAAGCACGACUACAACUACCCCUACGUGGACCCCUCAGACUUUGGCCUCGGCGAGGACCCCAAAGGGCGCGGGGGUGGCGUGAUCAAGACGCAGCCGGCCCGGGGCAAGUCCCGGCGGCGGAAGGAGGACGGCGAGCGCUCCCGGUGCGAGUACUGCAGGGACAUGUUCAACCACGAGGAUAACCGGAGGGGCCACUGUCAGGACGCGCCCGACUCCGUGAGAACUUGCAUCCGCCGGGUGAGCUGUAUGUGGUGUGCAGACAGCAUGCUCUAUCACUGUAUGUCGGACCCCGAGGGAGACUAUACAGACCCAUGCUCGUGCGACACUAGCGACGAGAAGUUUUGCCUCCGGUGGAUGGCUCUUAUUGCCUUGUCUUUCUUGGCCCCCUGUAUGUGCUGUUACCUGCCCCUUCGGGCCUGCUACCACUGCGGAGUGAUGUGCAGGUGCUGCGGCGGGAAGCACAAAGCGGCCGUGUGACUCGGUGCCCCUCCCUCCCGCUCCUCUGUCCACGGUCACAAGGGAACUUGUCUUCUCCACCCUCUCAUCUUCUCCCCUGCUCCCUGGUACCUGGCGGGCGCCCUUCCGGCCUGGGGAACCUCCCCGGUGGACUCUGCCCUCCCCCCAGCCCCCCACUCUGCGUCAGCCACACACCCAUACACGCACACAGUGUUCUAAGGAAAGGAACCUCCGCAGAGACUCUCGUGUAUUAGCGAUCUGUAAUCAAGCUGUCUUAUCCGUGUUGAUUUCCUGUCCUUCCUCCCCACCUCUUCCAGUUCAAAGUCACCUGUAGUAGGAACUGCUGAUCUUUGGUGGGUGUUGUAGGUGGUUUUUUCCAGGAGCGUGGAAGACCCCCUUUCUCUUGGGUCAGCUUGACUGUUGCUAAUGAGCAUCAUCGGGGUCCUGCGGAAAUGUGAUGUUAGAAUGAUGAAACCCUGCCAGAAGUAUUUUAACCUGCAGUCGGUUGUUGUGUAUAGGAGGUGAGCUAGUUAACUUCUACCACAAAACAAGAUCACUUUAACUUGUCCAAAGCCGCAUUUCCCCCGUAAGCUGCAGUGUCUAUCUUGAGCCCAUCAUCGUGUUCUGCCCCCCACUCAUCCAAAUCUUGUCAGUUAUUCACUGAUGCGAACAUUCUACCCGUAAAGCGACUGAGAAUUGAGCCUUAACUUCAGAUUAACUUGUGCGAAUCAGGAAAAUUCCGUAAACUGCAUUGCGUCCUCUCGGACCAGGGCUAGAAAGGGGGUUUCAGGUCUUUCUGAGCCUCCCCAGGUACCCCUAAAGUAGAACUUUUUAAAAUUAUGUCACCACCACUUCUAAAACUUUAGCAAUAUUAGAAGAAAAUGCUAAUGAAGUAAGAAAUUUUGCUCAUUGUUCUGCAAACCAAGUAGUCCAUUCAAACACAAACCAGUGUUCUCCAAAAAAAGUUCCAAGUGAAAAAACACUAAGGUUGUGAUAAUAAAACUCUAAGAGCUUUUUUCCCCCCAGUGGCUAUUUUCUAUUAACCGGGGGAAAUUUUAAAUGUCAUAAAUUGGAAGAGUGGUGGGUUGCCCUUUUUUGUUCAUGGGUUUGUGGGGUUUUUUUCAUUUUGGACUCAAUUUCACAUCACCAAAUUCUUCAUUUCUACUUGGGAAAAAACAUGGCCAUAUGUAAAAACCCUUCUGAUGCCUAAGUGUCUUUCUCCUGCAACCCCAAACUCAGACUUGCCACUUUGGGUGCACAGACGGUCAAGUCAGCAGGCUGGGUCUACCUGUCGCCUUGCCACAUAGGAGGCUUCUAAUUAGCUGGGAAAGAGUAUUUUUCUAAUAUAUUGCAAAGAAUAGCCAAGUCUUCUUGCUGCAGAAAGAAGAAAAGUGAAGAGUGAUUACCUGUACCUAGCAUAGUACAAUCAGAACGGCCUGGAGACCACGGGGGACAGGCUUGUUGGCGCUGGCUGUUCUUCCUGCCAUAAUCUUCCUGUGGCCAUUGCCAGCUGAGGGUGUUGCCUGGUCCCUCUCUCCCUGCUUCCCUCAUCCCUUCUCUGUUGCACACAGGACAUCCGUCUUCAAGGAAAGGGACUUUCUUCUUCCAGUCUGCCAAUAGUACGGGGAAAAUGCUAGCCACGCUUACCUUCAUGGCAAUGUUUUCAGCUCAUCUGACAGCCCAUCGCAUUUCUUUAGUCAGGUCGUCGGUGUAAAUACCCAGUGUGCUUAUGAGUUAGUGGGUGUAUGUUUUCAUUUGUUGGAGUGACUGGUUCGGGCCUUCCAGUUUGGGAAAGGAGCAGAGAGCUGUCAAUCUGGUGAUGCGAGAGCCGCCCCCCCCCCCAGGAGAACAUCUCGAAAACCUGCAGCCAGCCUCCAGACGUUGUCGAGAGACCAUCUCCCCCACUCUGAGGUGCUCCCUCAGGGUCUUUCUCAAGGUCUCCUCUCUACAAAGCACAACACUAAUGUAUGUUUUGUUAGACCUCAGUUCACGUGCCCCUAUUUAUUUCAGGAUAAUACACACAUCCCGCCGCUUUGUGUUUGUUGUCCCUAAUUAGUCAUUAUCUAUUUCUGUCUUCCUUUAUCUCUACUCCUUUUCCACCCCUUUGAAGAGUUAUGCUGGUGAAUCUUCUUCCGCGUACACUUUUGGUUGGUGAAGGCAGCAGUUAAGGGCACAAGGACAGCCAUGGGGACAUUGAUGUAAAUACAUCUCUCUCUAAUUACCACGCUGCAGCUGAGCAGUGUGUAGCAUUUUCCCAGUCAGCUCUGCCAUACUGACGUCAAUCAUUUGAGAGAAAUUAUUCAGAUUUUAUUUUUGUAUCUGUGGUAACAAAACAUUAACCAAAAGAUUUUCUGUUGGGAAGCUUCCCCCUGACCCCCUAAGCUAUUUGCUCACAUUAACAAAUUAAAGUGCCUGAAGCAUAAUUCAUUCUUUACCUGUAUACUAAAAACCCUGUUGUAUUGAUUUUUUUAUAAUAAGCCUUUUUACCUCUGUGUAAAAAAUAUAUAUACAAGUGUAUGAUGUACAUUUUAGUUCUUAACUUUUUUUUAUGGUUUCUAAUAUGUAUGACCAACGUAGCCAUUGCUUUAAAAUGUACCAUGUAAAUAUAAACACAUCCUAUCAGA
Molecule: messenger RNA, 5033 nt
Organism: Equus caballus (horse)
Lineage: Eukaryota; Metazoa; Chordata; Mammalia; Perissodactyla; Equidae
Gene: SPRED2
Product: sprouty related EVH1 domain containing 2
Biological process (GO): multicellular organism development; negative regulation of MAPK cascade
Cellular component (GO): membrane
Molecular function (GO): protein kinase binding
Source: RefSeq, a predicted model, not a curated record